GAGAAGUAUAAAUGGCUUGCCCCCAAUUCUGAGAGACACCUGAUCCCCCGACACUCACACCAUGGGCGACUACGUAGACAAGAAGAACCCAGUGGAGAAGAGCACCAUCGAGCACGACGACUAUGUCGGCUCGGACGGCGACAUCGAGCUCCAGGAGGUCAACACCAAGGCGAUCAUCCGCAAGUGCGACAUUCGCAUCAUCCCCUGGGUGGCACUCCUCUACCUCUUGUCAUUUUUGGACCGCACCAACAUCGGAAAUGCCAACAUUUUCGGCCUGUCCACCGACCUUGGCCUCACUUCGACCGAGUAUGCCAUGUGUCUGGCCUUCUUCUUCAUCUUCUACGUUCUCUUUGAAGUGCCGAGCAACAUCGUCAUGAAGGCCUGGCGGCCAUCGAUGUGGAUCCCCAUCAUCAUGAUCGCAUGGGGCGUCGUCAUGGUCGGCAUGGGCUUUGUGCGGAACUUUGAGGGCCUCCUCGCUGCCCGUAUCAUUCUCGGUGUCACUGAGGCGGGCCUGUUCCCCGGCAUCGCCUUUUUCCUGACGCAGUGGUACCGCCGUUUCGAGAUCUCGCUGCGUGUCGCUCUUUUCUUCUCGGCCGCCACGAUCGCGGGUGCCUUCGGUGGCCUCCUCGCCCGUCUCAUCAACCUUAUGGACGGUGCAGCCGGAUACGAGGGCUGGCGCUGGAUCUUCAUCCUCGAGGGCAUCGCGACUGUUGUCGUUGCCAUUGCUUCGUUCUGGAUGAUGCACGACUACCCGGACACCGCCAAGUUCCUGACCCCCGCCGAGCGCAAGGUCCUCCAGGAGCGUCUUCGCCUCGACACCGACGGCUGCUCGGGCGAGUACAAGAAGCGCUUCAUCCGCGACGCAUUCUUUGACUGGAAGUCGUGGUUCUUCGGCCUUGCCUUCUUCUCCGCCGUCGUGCCGCUGUACUGCUUCUCCCUCUUCUCCCCCACCAUCAUCAGGCAGCUCGGCUACACGGCCGGCAUGGCACAGCUCAUGUCGACGCCGCCGUACGUCGCUGCCUCGUUCAUGACCAUCUUUAUCGGCUGGCUCUCGGACCGCCUCAAGACCCGUGCUCCCUUCAUCAUGAUUUUCGGCCUCAUCGGCGCCCUCGGCUACGGCCUCCUCCUCGCCAACGUCUCUACCGCCGUGUCGUACUUCGCCCUUUUCCUCGGCGCCUGCGGCAUCUACCCCGCGUUCCCGAUCAUCGUCGCAUGGGGUUCGAACAACUUUGGCGGCUCGCUCAAGAAGUCGGUCGCCACCGGCAUCCUCAUCUGCAGCGGUAACUCGGGUGGUGUCGCGUCCUCGUUCCUCUUCCCGGCCGAGGACGGCCCGCGCUUCAAGAAGGGCCACAGCGUGUGCAUCGGCUUCUGCUGCCUGCUCUCGCUGACCGGCGUCUUCUGGUGGUUCUACGCUGGGUGGGCCAACAACCGCAAGGCCGCGCGCAACGCUGCCCGCGGGCGCGAGUGGACCGCUGAGGAGAAGCUCGAGCUCCAGGACGAGGGUGACCACGUCGACUGGUUCUUCUACACGCGUUAAAGAUUAGAUGAGAGGACGAUAGCGGAGGG
This is a messenger RNA of Cutaneotrichosporon oleaginosum, 1566 nucleotides long. RefSeq lists its product as uncharacterized. Gene Ontology annotation, cellular component: membrane. NCBI's taxonomy places the organism in Eukaryota, Fungi, Basidiomycota, Tremellomycetes, Trichosporonales, Trichosporonaceae. Gene Ontology annotation, molecular function: transmembrane transporter activity. Gene Ontology annotation, biological process: transmembrane transport. The record is from RefSeq and is a predicted model, not a curated record.